This is a messenger RNA of Striga asiatica, 612 nucleotides long. NCBI's taxonomy places the organism in Eukaryota, Viridiplantae, Streptophyta, Magnoliopsida, Lamiales, Orobanchaceae. The record is from the annotation of a GenBank genome assembly.
AUGUCUUUCUUGGUCCAACCUAUAGCAGAAAAAAACGUUGAUGCUUUCGAAGGGGUCUCCAUUCAUGGAACGGUUAUGUGCGGAUCGCCUUUCGCUGAGCAGUUGCCCGAUUUAGCUGAUCGAUAUCUCGCUCACAGUAGCGUAGCUACUUUGCUAAGCUCUAAAUCCUCGUGCGUGGCUACUCCUUCUCAGCCCUUCCGGGCCAGCCUUACGGGGCUGAGGUUGGGAUCUCAAUCGAAUCUCGUAUUGCGAGGUUCGGCGCAAGAAUCAAAGCAUUUCCUUUUGGCAAGAUCAGACCUAGAAAUUCAGACCGUUCGCCUUUUCAUCGCUUUGGCCGCAAGCCAGUGUAGGCUCUAUUCGCAUAGGCUCGGGUCGGUAACUAAAUAUAGAGAGAAGAAAAGCCUUAGGUUGACCAAGGAUAGGAAAUCGACUCUAUCUACUGAUGCGGGAAAGGUUGUUGAGAAGGGGACAUGUGAUCAAUUUUUUCUCCUUUCUAACCGAUCCAUUGCGUGUCACGUCGCCCUAUCCAUAGAGGAAGAAGGCAUAUGCUCAAGUCUCAAAUCUUUCCUACCAAUCGAUCGUAUAGUCAAGCUUGAGUGCCUCCCUUUUUGA